Molecule: messenger RNA, 3020 nt
Organism: Cyprinus carpio (common carp)
Lineage: Eukaryota; Metazoa; Chordata; Actinopteri; Cypriniformes; Cyprinidae
Product: semaphorin-3B-like
Biological process (GO): negative regulation of axon extension involved in axon guidance; axon guidance; semaphorin-plexin signaling pathway
Molecular function (GO): chemorepellent activity; semaphorin receptor binding
Source: RefSeq, a predicted model, not a curated record
AGCCUGCCAUCCAGGAGGGAGUGGCUGACCGAGGGAGGGGAAAGAGAGAGAGGGAGAGGGAAAGCUGGAGAGCUCUGCGGUAGCAGUCAGCGCAAGAACCAAAGCAGAAAAGUACUGAGAGAGAGAAGGGAAAAAGAAGGUAGAUAGGGAAAAAAAACACUGGAAUUAGGAGCUAAGAAAUAAAAUAAAGGAGAAAGAGCGAGAGAGAAGUCUGGAAAAUCAUUUCAGACCAGGACAGAAGAGACUGAGAGAGAGAGGGGAAAAAAAGACAGAAACAUGAAUUAAAAGAAGUCUUGGACUUCACAUUGGAGACACAUGUCCACGUGUGAACUGUUGCUGCUGCUGUGAUCUGUCAUUCCUCCUCACAGUGUGUGUGUGUGUGUGUGUUCUUGAGAGACUGAGGAGAGUGUGUGUGAGCCUGUCGUUCCUCUGGAGUCUACGGGACCAUGGCACCUGUCAGGAAUGGGUGAACUUGAGGCUUAAAGGACUCCGGGAAGAGAAAGAAAGAGAAAAAGGCUGAAAGAGUAAAAGCUUUCAGUGUAGAGAGGAAACUCCACAUCCACAGCAUCACUGUAACAACAAGCAGGACGACUGACAGCCGUCACGGCAACUGCGGUUUAUAACUGAUCAGAAGUUCUGGUCUUCCUCAGAAGAUGAUGACUAUGAUGAUGAUGAUGUGUAGCUCGCUGGUCCUGCUUUGGCUUAUUGGUCUCAGUGCUUCAUCUAGUGGACGUUCACCUUCCUCACCCCGGAUGAAGCUGUCUUAUAAAGAUCUCCAGCAGUUUAAUGGCAUUAAGCGGUUUGACUUGGAGCGUACGUGCUGUUUUAGAGCUCUCCUAUUGGACGAGGAGAGGGGGCGGCUAUUUGUUGGAGCUCGUAACUUUCUGUUAUCUCUCAGUCUCGACAACAUCAGCAAACAGGAACAGAAGAUCUACUGGCCAGCACCUGUUGAUUGGAGAGAAGAAUGCAACUGGGCUGGGAAAGACAUCAAUACGGACUGCGUAAACUAUGUGAAAGUGCUACACCACUACAAUCGGACUCACUUGUACGCCUGUGGGACAGGGGCUUUCCACCCCACCUGUGUAUAUGUGGAGGUGGGACAGAAGAUAGAGGAUCAUGUGUUUAAAAUCGACCCCUCUAUGGUAGAAGAUGGAAAAGGAAAGAGUCCAUAUGACCCACGCCACACAUCAGCAUCUGUUCUAAUUGGUGAUGAGCUUUAUGCAGGCGUGGCCACUGAUUUAAUGGGACGGGACUUUACAAUCUUUCGCAGCAUGGGACAAAGGCCCUCCAUACGAACAGAACAGCAUGAUUCUCGCUGGCUCAAUGAGCCCAAGUUUAUAGCGGCAGUCGGUGUUCCAGAGAGUGAGAAUCCUGAUGAUGAUAAAGUCUUCUUCUUCUUCAGAGAAACUGCUGUAGAAGCUCAGGGAUUUGGGAAGGUUACAUAUUCCCGGAUUGGUCAGCUGUGCAGGAACGAUAUGGGAGGACAGCGCAGCCUAGUAAAUAAGUGGACAACAUUUCUAAAGGCUCGUCUUGUGUGUUCUGUACCAGGCAAUGAUGGCACUGAAACACAUUUUGAUGAACUUAGGGAUGUGUUCCUGCUGCAGACCCGUGACCGAAAGAACCCGCUGAUCUACACCGUCUUUACCACCUCAAGUAGCGUAUUUCAAGGUUCUGCUGUGUGUCUCUACACCAUGAAUGACAUUCGCCGGGCAUUUUUAGGACCUUUUGCACAUAAAGAGGGACCCAAUUUUCAAUGGAUUCCAUUCCAGGGUAAAGUGCCCUACCCACGGCCAGGCAUGUGUCCCAGUAAAACCUUCGGAGGUUUUGAGUCCACUAAAGGUUUCCCUGAUAAUGUAAUCCAAUUUGCAAGACACCAUCCGUUAAUGUUUAAUCCAGUCACUCCACUGGGAGGCCGGCCGCUGUUUCUGCGCACUGGAAUACCAUACACCUUCACUCAGAUUACUGUAGACCGGGUCAACGCAGCUGAUGGACACUACGAUGUAAUGUUCAUCGGCACAGAUAUCGGCUCUGUGCUGAAGGUGAUCUCUGUGCCCAAGGGAAGCUGGAGUAACACAGAGCUUCUGCUAGAGGAGCUUCAGCUCUUUAAGGAUUCUUCAUCUAUUAUCAGUAUGGAGAUUUCCUCUAAACGGCAACAGCUGUAUGUUGGCUCGGACACAGGUGUUGUCCAGGUGCCUCUGCACCGCUGCAGUAUGUACGGUAAAGCUUGUGCCGAGUGCUGCCUGGCUCGAGAUCCAUACUGCGCCUGGGACGGACACACCUGCACACGCUACCUUCCAAACACAAAACGGAGGUUCCGGCGUCAGGAUGUGAGGAAUGGGGAUCCUAAUGCACUCUGCUCAGGAGACCAUCAGAAGCAGCGUGUUCUGGAGAAGAGGCUGUAUGCUGUGGAUGGAAGCAGCUCCUUCUUGGAAUGCAUCCCGAAAUCAUUACAGGCCCAGAUUACAUGGACCUAUCAGAGGCACCCGGAAAACUCACGGGAGGAGGUUCGUUUAGAUGACCGUGUUUUGCUGACUGAGCGAGGCCUGUUGCUAAGGCGAGCCGUGCGUAGAGACGGCGGUGUGUAUCAGUGUCAUGCAAUGGAACAUGGAUUCACCCAGACCAUCCUCGCGAUCACGUUGGAGAUUUUGCCUUUGGCUGGCUCCGCCCCUUCAGCUCCUAUCCCUCGCAGCCCUGCCCAUUCCCACGUCAAUCAUGGGCAGUCUACCAAUCAAAAGCUGUGGUACAGGGACUUCAUGCAGUUGGUGGAUCACCCAAACUUAAACACGGUCGACCAGAUCUGCGAGCAAGUUUGGUCACGCAAGCACAGUCUAUCAGUGAAGGGUUCUCCAGAUACAGCCAAUGAGGCACCGGUUCAUGACCCGCUGCACUCUAAAAAGUGGAAGCACCUGAAGGAAGUGAGGAAAGGGCGAAAUCGCAGAACACAUGAUGGGAGACCUGCCCCCAGAUCGCCGCGGAGCGCAGGAGAGUAGCGAGGGAUGAGAGACGGAGUGAAAAAGAGG